Funneliformis mosseae is the source of this 159-nucleotide messenger RNA. The record is from the annotation of a GenBank genome assembly. Lineage: Eukaryota; Fungi; Glomeromycota; Glomeromycetes; Glomerales; Glomeraceae.
AUGGUAGUGGUGCUUUUUUGCACUAGACAAAAUAAGUUAGACCUUUCAGGAUUGACAUCUAACAUAAUCAAGGACAAAAAUGUAUUGCAAAUUGGCAUACUUUGUACUCUUGUGGGAUGGAAUGAAGCGGAAGAAGCCGACAUCAUUUCAUUACCCUAA